UUCUCUCUCCUCAAACUCCAAACCUGUGCUCUGCAUCUCCUUCCUCCUCCUGAGUCCUCCCGCAUUCUCCUCCUCUUAAAGCCCUAACAACAUAAGCAGCGUCUUGUAGUUGUAGUUUUAUCUAUUCUCGGCGCCGCCUCUGUCGACCACCUCCCCUCCUCUGCUGCUGGUAUUCUAGUUUGAAUUGUCAUGGCUUGGAGAGGACAAUUAUCAAAGAAUUUGAAGGAGCUUCGGGUCCUGUUUUGCCAAACUUCCCCUGCAAGUGCUGAAGCACGGACUUUUGUUGAGAAAAAUUACAAGGAGUUGAAAACAUUGAAUCCCAAAUUGCCGAUCUUGAUUCGUGAGAGCCGGGGAGUUGAGCCUCAGCUUUGGGCAAGAUAUGACUUCGGUGUUGAAAAAGGUAUUCGUCUAGAUGGCAUGAAUGGGGGCCAGAUAUCCAAGGCUCUUGAGGAUCUUGUGAAAGCCGGGGAAGCACUUAAAGUUUGAGCCUACCGUUGGACCCGUUUAUAAUGGGCCCUACUGUCUGCCAGUUCGCUUCUUUGCUUCGGCCACACUUAAGAGAGUGAAUUACACCUUUGUUCUGUCCCUUUUUUUCCCUGUAUCAUCUGAAUGAACUAGCAUUUGUCCUCUGUGAUAUUGAUAAGCAGCACAAGGGCAUUAAGCAAUAGUCUUUGUGCAACUGUUGCCUCUUUUGCUGUUUCAGAGUUGAAUAUUUGCUUAUUGUAAUAAUCAUCCUAGAAAUUCACUUGUUAUUUGGGCUUUGUUUAGCCAUUUUAAGCCACAAACUCGAGCUUAAGGAACGGAGUCGCUGAUCAAUGGGCUCAUCUUUUAUUGCUAAGAA
Molecule: messenger RNA, 841 nt
Organism: Spinacia oleracea (spinach)
Lineage: Eukaryota; Viridiplantae; Streptophyta; Magnoliopsida; Caryophyllales; Amaranthaceae
Product: NADH dehydrogenase [ubiquinone] 1 alpha subcomplex subunit 2
Exons: 4
Coding region: 190-486 (98 amino acids)
Cellular component (GO): respiratory chain complex I
Source: RefSeq, a predicted model, not a curated record